AUACACAAAGAGUAAUGUCGAGUAUAAAUUUAGCCCAUUUUCAUGAUGAAAAUAGCCAGGUUCCUGCCAUUUGGUGGACCAUGUUUGAAAAUUAUAUUAAGCUUCAAAAUUAUCAAAAUGAGGCAGCUUUAGCUGCAUUUUCAUUUCAUGUCGAGGGACAAGCCUCAACAUGGUAUCACUCAUUACCAACAGCAACUCGUGAUGAUCUCACAAAUUUGAAAGCUGCUUUUCUUGACAGAUUUAAGCACCACAAUACGAACAAUGAGUUGUACCGCCUAAAACAACAUCCACAUGAGACCGGUAUACAGUACCUUACUAGAGUGCAAAACCUAGCAAGUGGUGCACAGAACAUUAGCGAACAGACAAUUGUUGGGUUAUGCAAAAAUGGGCUUAACCCAGAUAUCAAACCAUUUGUGGUAGGGAAAGAUCCGAAAACAAUUAAUGAAUUGAGAGAAGCGAUCUACCUCGCAACUAGUGUAGCAGAAUGUAAAGCUAGUGAUGUAAACACAAACAAUACAAAUAUAUCUACACAAAAUGUUCAAAAAUCAAAUGUAGAAAGUGUUAAUAAUGUUCAUUCUAUUAAUGAUUUAUGUUCUUCUUUAGUAGAGGGUAUUAGAUCAGUUUUUCAAGAACAAGUGAUGGCAGUGGGUGUACCUCAUGGGGAUCAAAACAGGCAAAAUUACAGUCAAAAUUAUAGAGGAUCAAGGCAGCAGUCACUGACCAAAUGCAAGUUUUGUGGAGUUAUAGGUCUUGCCAGGAUUUUUAUAUGGUUGUGGAUAAUGAUAUGUGUGUCAGCUGACAAGGUGAACCAGAUACAGCGUAUCAAUUAUGGAGUAGUGUUUGAGAGACAACAAAAUUUACUUUCCGGUCGUGAAAAUUGGCUUCACACUUUCAAGAUUCCCCUUCCUAGCAAGCAAACUGGUGAAAACUUUGAACAAUGUGAUAUUACACAUCAGCAUUGUUAUAUCUUAAACCAAGUCUUAUCACAAUUAUCUGCUAUCAGAACCCACGUGUCAUCAGAUGUGAAUCACACAGUUGAGGUGAUUCAUCAACUUAUUCCACAUAUUGAUAUUGAAGACAAAUCCAAUUCAGAAUCUAGACUAAAGCGUGGAUUAUUUGAUUUUAUUGGCUCAAUUUCCAAAUCUCUGUUUGGCACAGCAACUACUAAGGAUGUAAAUAGAUUGGCAAAACAUGUGAACAUUUUAAUUAGAAGAAACAAUGAAUUUGCAAAAGAUAUUACACAUCACGAUAAAUUGUUAUCAUCAUAUAUGUCAAAAACAAAUAAGAGAUUUGACAAUAUUAUAUUGGGUAUAAAAAACAAUUAUGAAGGUAUUCAAAAUAUCACUCAAGAAACUGCAAAAUUCAUCUCUCAAUUUGAGAAAAUUAGCAUCAAAUUGUCAAAAUUUUUACUCAAACAAAUGAAUGAAACAGCUGAAAUUAAUAAAUAUCUAGAAGAACUCAAAAUAGCUGUACAUGAAUUAGUUAAAGGCAAUUUAUCACCAUUUUUAAUUUCACCACAGAAUCUCAAACAUACCAUUCAACAUAUUCAAUCUAUAUUAAAUGACAAAUUCAAAGGUUUUUACUUAAAUAAUGUGAACCCAUCAUAUUAUUGUUCACAAGCUAACAUUUUAUAUACAAGACAUCACAAAAAUUUAUUCAUAAGCAUUAAAUUUCCAAUCACUACAUUUGUGAAUCCACUCACUUUAUACAAAAUAAAUUCAUAUCCAGUACCUAUAAAUACAACCAGCAAUCAUGCCACUCAAUUAUUAGAUCUUCCACAGUACUUAGUUAUCACAUCUGACAACAGACAAUAUGCAGAACUAUCAGACGAAUUUGUAAAAGCAUGUUCAGGAAUAGAUACACUGUACUGUACACAAACUUUUCCUUUACUUUCAUCUGUUUCACCAAGUUGUUCCUUUGCACUACUGUUCAAUGACAAAGAAACUGUACAUUCGAAUUGCAAUUUCCGAUUUCUCACCAAUAUCAUACAGCCAGCAGUCAAAGAAAUAACUGACACAAGUUUACUUGUUUACAAAACCAAAACACUUGCUUUUGACUGUCCAUCAGGUCAUAAAAUUGAAAAAGGAUGUUCCUUUUGUAUAAUACAUGUUCCAUGUCUCUGUUCUGUUAAAACAGAUUCAAUAUUUAUACCUGCAAAAAUAGGAUUGUGUGAUAACAAUACCAACACAGUUACUAUAGUACACCCUGUAAACCUAGCACUAAUUCAACACUUUUUCUCAUCAGAAACUUACAACUCAAUAUUAGGCGACACAGUUUUUACAGAACCAGCAGAUAUUACACUUCCAAACCUUCAUUUUUACAACCAUACAUUUAAUUCAGUCAUUGCACAAGACAAUAAUUUACACUUAAGCCUAAAAAGAAUAGCAGAAACAGCUAAAGCUGACAGAAAAAUAUUUACCUCAUUGUCAGAACCAUUACUUGAUGGUGAAAUAGAUAUUGAUGAUUCUUGGCCGAACACAAAUGAGAUGAUCUCCUUGAUAUCUCUUGUAUUAUCAAUACUUUUGACAAUAGCAUGUGUUAUACUGUUCAACAAAGUUCGUGCAUUGACAACAGCACUCAUACUGUUACAAAAAGCUCCAUCAUCAGCUGCAUUUGUGACACCACAAACACCACCUACAUUUCAUUACAUGCAAUCACCUAUAUCAACAACUCAAAAUUAUGAUUCUUUAUUAUCACCACAGUUAAAUCAGUGGCCAUCAAUAGUGUUGGCAACCAUAACAAUUAUCUCAUUUGUUGGAGUAUUGCAUUAUCUGUAUAAACAAGUAUGCACAAAACAUCACACAAAACUCAUACUUGAAAUCAGCAAUGGUUUAACAUGCUUGACAAUACCAGUUGUUAAUUUACCUUUAUGUCCAUCAGAUUGGGAUAUUGCUACACCAAAUAACAUAACAAACAUGAGAAUAUCUGGUACUUUUUAUACAAAACUACAUGUUGAAAUGUCAGGCUUAAGCAUAGUUAAUGUACACACAAAACAACAAAUCAAGGUACCUAACACUUUUACAGUCAAUCCAAUUAAAGCCAAAAUGUUGAAAAACAUUUUUAAAUCACCAUUCACAUCAUACAUUUUAGUUGUACACAACAAUUUUUUCAAGGUUGUUUAUUGAUUGCCAUAGUUGCGUGUAUUGCCUCAAUAGGAACAAUAGUACGAUGCAAUUCUUUCAAAGAUAUACCUCUUUAUUCAAAUUUUACAUUGUGUGACAUAAAACAUUUAUAUUUGGCUUGUAUGCUUGUAUGCUGAAAAAGGGCACAAUAUCCUAUUAUUUCAUGUGACUUGUUGCAAAUAUGUAUUUCAGAAGUGAAUGUUAUCUUGAUCCCAGAGGGAAAUUUGUAGAAUUUGGAUACUUUUUACUUAAUUUCUUAUGUUCUUUGAGGACAAAGAAUCUUUAAGGACGGGGAUAUUUGUGAUAGGGAAAAAUGCACCAUCACUUUUCUUAUAGAUCUUUUACAUAUUUUUACGAUAGUUUUAAUAGAAAUGAGUUUUGAAUUAUUUUAUAAAUAAAAGAAUUUCACUGUGGUCAUGUCACCCAACUUUUAUAAGUUAAUUUUAAAAGAGAUUAUAUAGAAUACUAGAAUUUGACAAAGAAUUAAAAUAGCUGUUAUUUGACAUUUUUCUACAAAAGAAUUACAAAAGCUAUAAAUUAGAGUAUAGUAUAUUAUCUAUUAGCGAUAGCAAAUAUUAUGUAACCUUUAACAAUAUGUUGGAUUAGCAUGUCCGGAUUAAGACCACGCUAUCCUAGAAUUGAGCUCUUAGGUGACAUGGGGCCAGUGACAGGGUUUAUGAGAUAUUUUCCUUUGUGUACAUAAUUAUUUUACCUUGAUUGGGCCUCACCUGGGAAUGAAACAAAACUUGUAUUUUAUGAAAUUGUGGUCACUUGAACAUUGACCAGCAAUUAAUAAAGAUCUAUUAUUUUACAAAGAAUUGGUUUUUCAUUCCAGGUGAGUGUCACUUUAUGUUUUAUAAGUUGAUAUUUUUAGAUAAAUAUUUUCAUGUUUAUGCUUGGAUAUUUUAAAUGAAUAUUUUCUACAUGUUGAGAUAUUAGAAACUAAAGAGGGUAUAGUUGCAUCCGUAACAGCUUAAUUGAAGUUAAAAGUAUUUUUACAUUUAUAGAAUUUUCUAAUGUAAAUAGUUAUUUUUAGAGACAAAGUCUUAAGUUUUCUAUUAUUGAAUUUAGCAUUUUUAUCAUUCGUUUUAACUAUCUAAUUGUAAUGUUUUAAAUAAAGCGACUUUGUACAUAUUUUUGAUAGCCGUAAAGUUUAAUUAUUUGAAAGACAAGACUUUCUCAUAUUAGUCAUUUGCUUUAUCAUGUAAAUAUUAUUUAGCG
Mytilus trossulus (common blue mussel) is the source of this 4343-nucleotide messenger RNA. RefSeq lists its product as uncharacterized. Lineage: Eukaryota; Metazoa; Mollusca; Bivalvia; Mytilida; Mytilidae. The record is from RefSeq and is a predicted model, not a curated record. The transcript is spliced from 2 exons. Bases 15 to 3125 code for a protein of 1036 amino acids.